Molecule: messenger RNA, 1047 nt
Organism: Colossoma macropomum (tambaqui)
Lineage: Eukaryota; Metazoa; Chordata; Actinopteri; Characiformes; Serrasalmidae
Gene: mrpl23
Product: mitochondrial ribosomal protein L23
Exons: 5
Coding region: 117-584 (155 amino acids)
Biological process (GO): mitochondrial translation
Cellular component (GO): ribosome; mitochondrial large ribosomal subunit
Molecular function (GO): structural constituent of ribosome
Source: RefSeq, a predicted model, not a curated record
CCCAGUCAACCCUUCCUGCAGUCAUCGGGGACGCUUCGGAGGACCUUGAGCACGUUUGUUGUUACAGGCUGAAUGAUACAGCUGCAGCACAUGUAGCUCUCAGAGAGACAGGAGUGAUGAGUAUGGCAAAGCGUUUAAUCUAUCCUAUUUACCAGCUGGGGAACCCUCAGCUGAGGAUAUUCCGGCCCACCUUCUCUAUGACGCUCGUCAGACCGGGCAAGGAACAGCCAGCCGACACUGUGCAGUUUCGCAUCCCUAUGGAGAUGACCAAAUUUGAUGUACGGAACUACCUGGAGAAGAUCUACAGCGUUCCUGUAGCAGCAGUGCGCACAAGGAUUCAGUAUUGUACAAACAAGAAAAGAAACCACCUAAACCAACGUGUGAAGAGACCAGAUUACAAAGUGGCAUACGUUCAACUGAGCCAGCAGCAGACCUUCCAGUUUCCAGAUAUCUUCCCCGAAAAGGAAAAAAAGCAUGAGGAAGGCUCUGUGGAGGAGAUGCAGGAGAAAUUCAUGGAAGAUGAGCGACAGAGGCAGAAACCAGACCCCAGGAGAGGGGGAGUCACUGAAUGGUUUGGUCUCUAAAAACAGCCCCUCCCAACCCACGUCAGAAAAAAUGAGAACUGCGCGUGGGAUGUUUAUGUUGUAUCGCCAGGUCAUUUGCAGGAAUAUACUCGGGACCUGGCCCAUUGAUGGAGGCACUUCUGCUUCCUGGACAUGUUCUGUGAGGCCUUACAGCAUGCCUGGAUUCACAUUGUGUCCAAAAAGCCUGCAGCAUUGUUUAUUUGUAACUGUUUAAUAAACUUUUUAUUUCCUAUAUUCACAUAUAGGUCAGUUUAACAUCAUGUCCAACACCUAGUUCAUGUUCUUCUGAAUGAAGUCUUGUGUAACAACCCUUGUCUGUGGAAAACAUUCAAGUAUGAUCUACAGCAACAACAGAAAGUCCUGAAAUUGGAUCCUGUUAAACUGGUGUUACUGUGUCAAAAGGCUCAAACAGGGCCAAUCAGCUUGCUUGAAUUUAUUUUUCAUUAAAAGAUCUGGAAAUGUU